This is a messenger RNA of Ostertagia ostertagi, 2052 nucleotides long. The record is from the annotation of a GenBank genome assembly. NCBI's taxonomy places the organism in Eukaryota, Metazoa, Nematoda, Chromadorea, Rhabditida, Trichostrongylidae.
AUGUCUUUGUCAGCCAGUCCGGCUCCACCGGUACAGGGCCUUGGCCCACUGGUGGCUGGUGCCGGCCCUCCGUCCGGUGAUUCAUUACUGCUCACUCUGCGUAAUAAACCGAACGCACGUGUAUUUCGUGCAUUAUUCCAGUAUCUACCACUGCGUGACUCCCCGAACGAGAAUCCCCAGUUGGAGCUGGCCCUAGCGCCAGGUGAUGUGCUGCUCGUCAAAGGCGAGAUGGACUCGGACGGAUUCUAUCGAGCCGAAACACUCGACGGCAGGACCGGCCUGGUGCCGUCCAACUACGUCGAACGGGUACCGGACUCGGUGCUGCUCUGUAAUGCCCGAGCUCCAUCGCCGUCAUUUCCCCUUCAAGUCCCACAGCAUCAUUCCACAAUCACUCACGACUUCUCCGAACCCGAUCACAGCCAACUUCCCGAUUCGGUCUGUCCAUAUCCACCGGCUGACGUCUCCAAAGUUACGGUGCAGGAAAUCAAGCAGAACGACACUCCCAGAGUGCCAUGUCCCCGUGAGUUGGUCGUGGAGAAGAAGAUGUCGCGAUCGGUGGUGGUCGCCUGGUCGCCCCCAGAAGAAUCUUUCGUUGCUGUCUCACAGUAUCAUGUCUGCGUGGAUGGCCAGGUGCGAGCUGUCGUUCCUGGUUCGUACAAGUGCCGUGCACUUGUGGAAGACGUCGCUCUUGACGGCUCGGUAAACCUCUCCGUUCGGGCGCUGUCCGACCAAGGGCACAGUCCCGAUGCGGCCUGUACGAUCACGCUCGGAAACGAGGCCGCCGUUGCACCGCAGCAUCUUCGGGUGUGGGCCGUCACGCCGUUGUCGGCCUGCGUUCGAUGGUAUCCGUCGAACAGCAACGCGGACCACGUGGUCUCGUUGAACGCGGUCAAAGUGGGAGUCUGUCCGCCAACAGUUUUCCAGGUGCAAUUGCAAGGCCUGCAGCCGUCGACGAUCUACCGUGUCUCCGUUCGCACGAAACAUCCAAAAGCUGUGCUCGAGCAGCGUCCCGUCGAACGGUGUCUCGACUUCAAGACUCUGCCAAAAAUUGGCCUUCCCGAUCCACCGACGAACGUGCAAGCCGAGAACGGACCUCAGGCCGGAACGCUGCUCAUUUCGUGGACGCCAGUGAAGAAUCAACCAAAACCGCCCUCGCGAGCCGCCGUCCAUUCGUACCUCAUCUACGCUGACGGCAAGAACAUCGCCCAGGUGCCUUCUGCCACAGCUGACCACGUUCUGCUGCGACUAGCCGAUCUCUCGGACGACCCGCCCAUCUUCAUUACCGUCCGCACCCGAACGAGAGAGGGCGCCGUUUCCUGUGAUUCGAACGUGGCUCGCGUGCCUCGUGGACCGUCGUUUGGUGCCAUUUCUGACGGCCUACUACAAACAGCGCCUCUGCUCGACAUGGCUCAAUCGUUUCCGACUGGCCACUUUGUCGCACCUCUUUCUGGACCGCAGAAUGCACCGUACACUGCCCCGCCAAUGCUCACUUCAAUGCCCUUUCAAGCCAAUCCACUUUCUUCGUACACUGCCUCAGCAAUUCAGGGAUACAAUAGUUUAGUCGGUACCGAUCGAAUCGGGCCAGCAACUCUAGGCGCUCAAGCGAUGGCUGCCGGAGGCACGAUGCCAAGCGCCGCCGGUACUCUACCGUCCACCUCGAUGCCGAUGUCAGGGAUCGGCGCUGGUGCCACUCUUUCAGGUGCCAUGAAUGCCUCUGGUACGUUGCCGAUGUCGGCGGCCCUCGGCCCCACCUCGAUGGCAAGCGGUCUAUCUGCCGGAGCACAGGCAACGUUGCCUAAGUGGAAGACAUCUCAGAUGAAGCAGUACUACACGUUUCAUCCUCGGCUGAUUCGAGGCGACGGUACGAGCGUCGACGAACCUCGGCCGUCCGUCCCCGACAUGGAGAACAGUUAUCUGUUACGACAUCGACACUCCGAUUGGGGAGGCCAUUCCGAAUGGGCAGGUCCGAUGGACGCUCGAAUGCGAAUCGAAGCCUACGCUCGGCAGGGCACUCGAACCGGCAGCGCUGAAGAUCGACCUCCUGCAAGACAU